Messenger RNA from Trichoplax adhaerens, 1113 nucleotides. RefSeq lists its product as uncharacterized. Gene Ontology annotation, biological process: positive regulation of DNA-templated transcription. The record is from RefSeq and is a predicted model, not a curated record. NCBI's taxonomy places the organism in Eukaryota, Metazoa, Placozoa, Uniplacotomia, Trichoplacea, Trichoplacidae. The transcript has 8 exons. Bases 1 to 1113 code for a protein of 370 amino acids.
AUGGCAUUAGCUCACCAGUGUAAAAUAGAUGAUGAGCAGUCUAUCGCAAUUACCAAAAGAAUUGGAAAUAAUAGAAAUGAAUUGGGUACUUACUAUAUGACUUUAGCAGCAGAAAUAUCAUCUAAAGAUGAGCCAUCACUUAAAGCUGCUGAGAAAGCUUGGAAAAAAAGUGCUGCAUUCUUUGAAGCUGGCAUUAGAACUUUUGAGACUAUUUCUGAUCGGCCCAAUAUUGCCUUACUAAAUAGUAAUAUUGGACGGCUGUUAAGGUUAUAUGUUCAUUCUAUUGGAAUUCGAGAAUCAAAGCAAAGAGAAAAAGCAAGGCAAGUUACAGAAGAAGAAAAAAUGUAUAUGUAUAAGGCAAUAGAAGCAUACAUUCGAGCUAUAAACGUCUUGGGAGUCCGGAAAAACUAUGUGCAAAUUUGGGACUCAAUUCGAGAUCAGUUAUGCGGAACGUAUCGAAUUCUUGCUACCUUACUUCAGGAAUAUCCUCCUUUGGCUUAUAUGAGCAUAGAAGAGAUUGUGGAUGAACAACGUAUUAGGCAUUUUAGAACUCUAGCGAAUCGAUAUUAUGAUAAAUCAUUGACCCUCAUUAAGCCCGAUACAGAUGUGAUGGCAUGUCUUCGGAUACAUUUGGAACAGUGUGCUCUGAAAAGUCUUGAAGUGGAAAAUAUUAGCCCGAGCACCAGACUGAGAACGUUAGCAAGUAUCUUGAUCAAAUUCAAAGAUACGAAACCGCUACUGGAUCACAUUUCGUCGAAAAUUGAUGAUAGAAAGAAGCGAAAAUCGACCUCGAAAAUUAUCCAGGAGCAAGAAAGUGGUACACAAAUACCAGUUAAUCUUCAAACCCGGAGUUUUCAAUAUGAUGAUUUGACGAAGUUGCUAGGCCUUGUUAUGAAGCAGACUUUAACAACUUUAAGAAAUAUGCUUUUAGCUGCCAAUUCUUGUAAGAAAAGAGAUCCCAAUUUAAUAUUUCGCUUGAAAGACCUUUAUGGAAAAGUGUUGAGUAUAAAAAUUAAUAAAGAACAGAACGUGGAUUUGCCGGAAAGGCUGAACGAAUUAAAAGAGGCUUUUGGCUACGUCACAGAUUCGAAGCUAUGCGAUAUGAUGAACUGA